Messenger RNA from Diachasmimorpha longicaudata, 1397 nucleotides. RefSeq names its product transmembrane protein 183 (gene fsd). Gene Ontology annotation, biological process: regulation of protein stability. Lineage: Eukaryota; Metazoa; Arthropoda; Insecta; Hymenoptera; Braconidae. The record is from RefSeq and is a predicted model, not a curated record. Gene Ontology annotation, cellular component: SCF ubiquitin ligase complex. The transcript is spliced from 7 exons. The coding region runs from base 161 to 1228 and encodes 355 amino acids.
CUUUCACGAGCAUUCACGAGUGGAUCAACGAUGGAGGACCGCGGUGAUUCGUGUUCACCUUCUCUCCCUCUAAUUUCACCUUCAUUAUUUAACUGUAUUUCAAAAAUUGAAUCAUGCUUGUGACAAGUGUAGAAUCCAACAAUAUUAGGUUUUUUAUAAAAUGCCGGGACCGACCAAGAAGGCUGACAAGAAGCUCACACCCAGGAAAAAGCCAAGUUCCUCGUCUGGAGACGUUACCAUUAAUGAUUUCGCUGAUUCCCCCGGUGUUCAUAAUAGACUGAGGAAAGCUGCUGCAAAAAACGAUACAGGAUCAGAAUCAGAAGUUUUAGAAGAACAAAUGAAGAAGCAUUCACGAUCGAGGAGAAAAAAUAAAGCGGUUGAAAGAUCAGAAGACGAUGCCAGUGGAAUCGAUUAUCCCCUGGACCUGUGGUUUCUGAUAUCAGAGUACAUUGCACCCGAGGCAGUUGGAAAAUUUGCAAGAAUUUGCAAGAGUUCUAAUCACGUCGUUAAAACCGCUAAAUUUUGGUUUCACCUUUACAAAAGAUUUUAUAAGAAAACUGAAAAUUUGCCGGAAAGGUUGACUCCAGCGUGUAUGGUGAGACCUUAUGGAUUGCGUGCUUGUGUAAUUAGAACUUUGCACUUUACUUAUUUUCCGUCGGCCGAUAGACCAGGAAAUCAUUCGUAUUCUGAACAAGGGGAGCCUCACUCGCUUAUUAAGCGACGUUGUUCUCUCAUGUGGCAUAAAAAAGGUAAGACCCGUUGGUAUUUCUAUUUUAAACUCAAGGAGAUAAAUUCCUCCCGUGUCCCGAAAAAAAGGAUCACCUGGGAUGAUGAGCAGAGAUCUGAUCUCACUGAAAUGCUUGAGGACGUCUCCAUGAAUUCAGAGGACGGCUGCCGAAUUCUUCGUGUUGUUUGCCAGAAAUACAGCCUGGUACCUCUGGUGAUUGGACUUAUCCUCCAGACUGUGAAGCUCGACCUAUCCCCCGGCUUAGGUCACCACAGACUCCAACUGAGUUUUGGCACGAAUUUCAUUCCAAAAACACCGACUCAAGUUGUCGUAUUGAGUGCAGUCGUCGAUUGUAAAGUUCUAGAUUGGUGGCAUCCGUGCUAUCCUCAUCAGGACACUGACUCAACAAUUUUACAACCAAUUGCGGAAUCCUGGGACACACCGAAUUUCUUUGAUUCACCACUGCAACUGCACGAACCAUCCUUACCACAGUCUGAUUGAUCAUUUUUUGACAGGCUUCGUGCGAUUAGAAUUCUUUUUUAAGUUAUGGGUUGAAAAAAUUUACCAGAUUUAGCGGAAAAAUGACAGUUGGAUGGACUAUUUUCAGUUUAUUUGUUUCAUUGUUCAAUCAAAUUAUUUGAUUCAAUAUAUAUAAUUUUUCAACCAUUCA